UAGUAAUAAUAACAACGAUGGCAGCGGGCCCCGGGCCAAGCGUCUCCCGCAGAUAGUGACCCUUAACCCUCGUAGCGCACGGUGAGCAGGGCACGGACCUUAUACCCCUUUACACACGGGGAAACAGGCGCAGUCCGGGCGCGCCGACUGGCCCGGAUGCUGAGGGGUGGAGUCGGGAUUCGAACCCUGGCCCUCUGGUCCCCGAGUGCGCAUGCUCCGCUGGUACCGGCCCCCCCCCCCCCACUCCCCCGCCGUUCUCGGAUGCAGCUUAGGGUCGUUCCCGAGGAUAGGGUGGCCCCGCUCCCGCCAAUGCCCCUCCCCCGCCGCAAAGGCCGACCACCGUGAUGACGGUAAUAGUAACCAUAGCGUCGGCCGGGCGCGGAGAUAGCAAGUGUCAUGGAGUAGAGAUACCGUAAUGUACGGAGUCGGCAGACCCCCACCGAGAGCCCCGCCCUGCAAGACCCCUUGCCUGGGGGCGAGGCACAACCCCGGGAGGUUCUAGGAACUAGCAUCCAGAUAUCUUUGGGGGCCAUUAUCCAGCCAACCAUAGCCAGGAUGAAAGGGGUCAUCCUGUAUUCAAAGGAGCCGGUGACCUUCCGGGACGUGGCUGUGGACUUCACCCAGGAGGAGUGGGGGCAGCUGGGCCCUGCCCAGAGGACCCUGUACCGGGACGUGAUGCUGGAGACCUUUGGUCACCUGCUCUCUGUGGGGCCUGAGCUUCCCAAACCCGACGUCAUCUCCCAGCUGGAGCAAGGGGCUGAGCUGUGGGUGGCGGAGAGAGGAACUGCCCGGGGCUGCUGUCCAGGCUGGGAGCCUGGACCUGAAGGCCGAGUGCCACCCAAGGAACAGGGCCUUCCUGAGGAGGAGUCAUCUGGUGUCUUGGAAGGGGAAGGCUUCCUGAGGGAUGUUCCCUGUCCCGCCACACUAGGGGAAGACGGGGGAUGUGAAGGCCAGGUAAAGACACCUGAGGAGAAUUCAAAGCAAUUGGAAUUUAGCCUCGAGGAAGCACCAGUUGAAGAUGGAGGCUACAAAAGUCUCGGACUUGGAGAAAACUGUGUCCUGAGUUCAGACCUAAAUCCAUUCCUGGAGAUAACUAGGAGAGAAGGUUUCUGUACUUACGACUCACAGGUUACAGACUCAGAGUGUAAGUCAGGCUUAGUUAGUCAGCAGACAGGCAACUCAGGAGGACAGCCGUGUGACAGCAGCGACUGUAGCAGAGCUUCCAGUCAGGCCGUUCCUGUUUUGGAACUUGCGCGUAGCCAGAUACAGGAUAAGCCCUACAAGUGCACGGACUGCGGGAAGUCCUUUAACCAUAACGCACACCUCACAGUGCAUAAGAGGAUCCACACGGGAGAGAGACCUUAUAUGUGCAAAGAGUGCGGGAAAGCCUUCAGCCAGAACUCCUCCCUGGUUCAGCACGAGCGCAUCCACACGGGAGACAAGCCCUAUAAGUGUGCCGAGUGUGGGAAGUCUUUCUGCCAUAGCACACACCUCACUGUCCAUCGGAGAAUUCACACCGGAGAGAAGCCCUACGAGUGUCAGGACUGCGGGAGGGCCUUCAACCAGAACUCCUCCCUGGGCCGGCACAAGCGGACACACACCGGGGAGAAGCCGUAUACCUGCAGCGUGUGUGGGAAAUCCUUCUCGAGGACCACGUGCCUGUUCCUGCACCUGAGGACUCACACUGAGGAGAGGCCCUAUGAGUGUAACCACUGUGGGAAGGGCUUCAGGCACAGCUCCUCCCUGGCCCAGCAUCAGCGGAAGCACGCUGGGGAGAAGCCCUACGAGUGCCGCCAGAGGCUGAUCUUUGAGCACUCGCCAGCUCUAACCAAGCACGAGUGGGCAGAAGCCCUGGGCUGCGAUCCACCUUUGAAUCCAGGCCAGAGGGCUCCCCGGAGCGACAGGCCCUUCAGGUGUAAUCAGUGUGGGAAGUGUUUCAUUCAGAGCUCCCACCUCAUCCGGCACCAGAUAACUCACACCAGAGAGGAGCCCCGUGGACGGAGCCGGCGUCGUGAGCAGCCCUUUGGCCGGAGCUCGCACCUCAGCCGGCAUCAGCAUCAGCACCUGCACUCAGGCGAGAACCCUGGGGGCGAGACCAAGGCGGGACAGCCUGCAAGUCGUGCGCUCGCCCUGUUUGACAUCCACGAAAUCAUGCAAGAGAAAAACCCAGUGCACGUUAUCGGGGUGGAAGAGCCUUCCGUGGGCACAUCCGUAUUAUUUGACAUCAGAGAAUCCACGUAGGGGAGAAACUCUACAGAAGACUUUUGAACCACAGGUACAAAAAUGUGGUAAGUCCACAUAUUGUAUUCACGGAAAGGGGUACAUGGGUAGACAUGCCAAAUGUGACCUCUGAUGUCCUAGGGACAUGGUGCUUCCUGACACCUGAGAUGGUGGUUCUCGAGUCUGUCAAGCCCAGUGCCCCUUUAACCACAGAUAUUUUGUCUGUUCCCUCUAUUACCAUGAAAUGAAUUCAUAGAUACUGUAGCCUACACACGUGUAAUGUCAAAAAAUCAGUAUACAGCCCUGUUUUGUAAAAGAUAAUAAAAGGAAAGUAAUUUAUGACAGAGUCAAGUGUCCUGGGUUGGUGCAGUAUUUCUCCAAGGGACUGUGUGUGUUGUUACACCCAGUAAUCCCGGGCAUUGCCUCUUGCUUGCCAUCUGACACACGGGGUCUGGUGUUGGCCACGGAAAUAUUGUGAGGGGCCUUCCUGUACAGGAUGUGAUUUUCCAAAGUGGUGACUAACUCUUGCAAAGUUUUGGACAGAACAAAAUGCUGUUGCAUUUCUGGAAGAUUCUGUAUAAAAUUCUAAGCAUGCAAGAA
Messenger RNA from Diceros bicornis minor, 2820 nucleotides. RefSeq names its product zinc finger protein 8 (gene ZNF8). The record is from RefSeq and is a predicted model, not a curated record. The transcript has 5 exons. NCBI's taxonomy places the organism in Eukaryota, Metazoa, Chordata, Mammalia, Perissodactyla, Rhinocerotidae. The coding region runs from base 556 to 2241 and encodes 561 amino acids. Gene Ontology annotation, biological process: regulation of transcription by RNA polymerase II. Gene Ontology annotation, molecular function: RNA polymerase II cis-regulatory region sequence-specific DNA binding; DNA-binding transcription factor activity, RNA polymerase II-specific.